Messenger RNA from Cyprinus carpio (common carp), 2197 nucleotides. RefSeq names its product glucose-6-phosphate exchanger SLC37A4-like. Gene Ontology annotation, biological process: glucose-6-phosphate transport; phosphate ion transmembrane transport. Lineage: Eukaryota; Metazoa; Chordata; Actinopteri; Cypriniformes; Cyprinidae. The record is from RefSeq and is a predicted model, not a curated record. Gene Ontology annotation, molecular function: glucose 6-phosphate:phosphate antiporter activity. Gene Ontology annotation, cellular component: endoplasmic reticulum membrane.
UUGGUGCUCUGCCCCUGAAGAGACAUCGUAAUCAUUGAACAAUGAUUCUUACACAACACACACACACCACCAGUGGUCAAAUCUAUAAAACUGUCACAUAUAUAGACCCCCACGUCAAUCAUUAAACUCCUAAGAUUACGGGAUCUUCAAUAACACCCUCUUCACAAAACGUUUAAGACAACAACAAAGUACGAAAAACAUUGGCUACGGUAGAUCUGCUGCAAUUGAAAAGUCAGUGGCACACUGUGAUCCCCGUUUUAGUUCAAUAGAGUGUGUCACAGUCCGUCCCCUGACACCGUUCCUUUGAAAGCAGUUGUUUGCAGGACAACACUCCAAAGAUCUCUGCCAGGUUGACCAUUAACCCUGCCGCUGAUUACAGCUCUUUCCCCGAUCUCACCAGCUCUUCAUGUUUCACAGAUCCACACGCUUGAGUUCAUAGCCCUCAGAUGCUCGUGGUAACUCCUGUGUCAGGCUGAAGAAGACCCUUAUGCUCCCUUCUUAAUCAGUUCAUAGCUGUGUCAACCAUGGCGAAGAGUGGAUAUGGCUACUACCGAACUACUAUAUUCCUGGCCAUGUUUGUGGGCUACACGCUGUAUUACUUUAACAGGAAGACGUUCUCUUUCGUGAUGCCCUCUGUAAUGCAGGAGAUCACGCUGGAUAAGGAUGAUCUAGGUCUUAUCACUAGCAGUCAGUCACUGGCCUACGCCAUAAGCAAGUUCAUAAGCGGUGUGCUGUCUGAUCAGAUGAGCGCACGAUGGCUUUUCUCUGUUGGGUUGUUUAUGGUUGGCGGCAUCAACGUGGUUUUCUCUCAGUCCUCGACAGUGCCGGUGUUCUCAGGCCUUUGGUUUCUGAAUGGACUGGGUCAAGGUCUAGGAUGGCCACCAUGUGCAAAAGUACUACGGAAGUGGUUUGAGCCAUCUCAGUUUGGGACCUGGUGGGCUGUGCUGUCUUGUAGUAUGAAUUUGGCUGGGGGUCUCGGGCCCAUAAUUGCCACAUUGAUGGCCCAAAGCUACAGCUGGAGGUUCACGCUGUCCAUCUCUGGCCUGACCUGUGUGGUCAUGUCCAUCUUCUGUCUGCUCAUCAUCCGAAAUGAGCCCAGUGAUGUUGGCCUGCCAAAUAUCGAAGCUGGUGCAAAGAAAGGCAAAGGAGGCUCCAGCAAAAAUGAAAGCACCUUCAAAGAGUUCAUCUUUUCUCCAUAUCUGUGGGUGUUGUCAUUUGGAUACCUGGUGGUGUUUGGGGUGAAGACUGCUUACACUGACUGGGGGCAACUUUUCCUUAUCCAGGACAAGGGCCAGUCAGCACUAAUGGGAAGUUCCUUUAUGAGUGCCCUGGAGAUUGGAGGACUGCUGGGUAGUUUAGCCGCAGGAUUUCUGUCAGAUAGAGCUGUGGCAAAGCAUGGAUUGCAUCUGUAUGGUAACCCUCGCCAUGGGCUCCUGCUCUCCAUGAUGGCUGGGAUGUGUGUCUCCAUGUACAUCUUCCGCACUACUGUCACAGCAAACAGCUCAAAUGUCUGGAUUCUAUUGCUGGGUGCUGUUUUUGGCUUUUCCUCCUAUGGACCGAUUGCCUUGUUUGGAGUUCUUGCGAAUGAAAGCGCUCCAUCGAACUACUGUGGGACCUCUCACGCCAUUGUGGCCCUGAUGGCAAACGUUGGUGGUUUCCUGUCAGGGUUGCCAUUUGGCACCAUUGCUAAACACUAUGGCUGGAACACAGCAUUCUGGGUAGCAGAGAUAGCCUGUACUGUCACCACAGUUGGAUACUUCCUGUUCCGGAAUAUCCGCACCAAGAUGGGAAGUUUACCCAAGAAGGCCGACUAAACAUUAGAGUACUAUUUAAAUGUCUUUUAACUCGUUUUUAAGAUAUGGUAUGAAAAAUAAAGGGCACAACUUGUCUAGGAUUUUACUUUUGUGUUUAUGAAAUAUAAUAAAUUCGCUGUGGAUACCUAUUCCCAAGGUAUUACACUUUUUUAGCGACAUAUCAAAUAGGAUACCAUGUUGUGUCACUUUCUGCACAUCAUGUUAUUUAUUCUGUUCAUUUUAAAAACGGAUGACAGUAUUUUACAUUGUUCUGAAUCUGCUAACUCUGUGUUUACAUUGCACAACUUUGUCUUUUGGUUAAGGCAUGUUAAAGCCAUUUCUUUACUGGUAUUAACAUUUUAUUGCUAUUAAAACAGGUAAAAUAAAUCAAUUUAUUUCUUGUA